AUGAAAUUAUUAGAAACCAAAUAUCGAUCAACUGGAUCUAAUGGUGAAUUAAGAACAUUAGAUAUUACUUUUAGUGAGGAUUCUUUUGUAAUGUCUCCGAAUGAACCUACUUUCGUUAAUCCCACAACAAAAACAAAGAAACUGGAUGAUAUUCCAAAAUGUCCGACCUGUGAUGAAGUUAAUAAAAAUAAAUCUGGAGAUAUUUAUGAACAAUUUAAAGAAGCUGAUGAUGAAAUGAUGAGAAUGGAUAAAAAAAGAAAAGAUUCUAUUGAUAUGGCAGCAUCACCUUCAUCAUCACUACCACAAGUCAUUCAUCCAAAAGCAUUGAAAUAG
Messenger RNA from Diversispora eburnea, 333 nucleotides. The record is from the annotation of a GenBank genome assembly. NCBI's taxonomy places the organism in Eukaryota, Fungi, Glomeromycota, Glomeromycetes, Diversisporales, Diversisporaceae.